AUGAAUACAAAACAGACGUCCUUAGAAAGUUUCCUUGGAAAAAAGAAAAGGCUCAGUGAAGAGACCGAAGAGCCUUCAACAUCAAAGAAACAUGCAACUUUUAACAGACAAUACCAUGAGUCCUACUUGAAGUAUGGUUUUGUCGGGACAGGCGAUUCACACAAACCAAAACCGCUCUGCAUAGUUUGCGGCGAUCAACUCUCUAAUGACGCAAUGAAACCUUCAAAACUGCUUCGCCACUUGAACGCCAAGCACCCUGGAUUAAAAGACAAGUCCCUGGAGUAUUUUGAAAGAAAAAAACGGGAACACGAAGGACAGAAAAAAUUUAUGAUGGCCACCACAUCAAUAAAGGAGAGUGCACUAAGAGCAUCAUAUUUGGUGGCUAACCGCAUUGCUAAAGCUAAAAAGCCAUUCAAUAUUGGUGAAGAAUUAAUCUUGCCCGCCACUAAAGACAUUUGCCGUGAAAUACUAGGAGAAGCUGCUGUGGAAAAGAUAGCACAUGUGCCUUUGUCGGCUAGCACUGUGACUAGGCGCAUUGAGGAAAUAGCCGAAGACAUUGAAAAGCAAUUGUUGGAGAGGAUUAAUGCAUCACCGUGGUACGCACUCCAGGUUGACGAAUCUACAGAUAUUGACAGCAAGGCAGUACUACUUGUUUAUGUGCGAUAUCUAUAUCAGGAAGAUGUGCAUGAGGAUUUGUUAUGUGCACUAUCUUUGCCAACCAACACCACAGGAGCAGAACUGUUCAAGUCACUGGAUGGUUAUAUAUCAAGACAACUAAAAUGGUCCUUUUGUGUAGGCAUAUGCACAGACGGAGCUGCUGCUAUGACCGGACGUCUAUCUGGUUUAACUGCUCGGAUUAAGGAAGUUGCACCUGAGAGUGAAGCUACACAUUGUCUCAUUCACAGGGAAGUGCUAGCAAGCCGAAAAAUGUCACCAGAAUUUAACAGCGUAUUGAUUGAUGUCGUUAAAGUUAUUAACUACAUCAAAGCACACGCCCUUAACUCGCGCCUGUUUGAGCAGCUUUGUGAGGAGAUGGACGCAGAGUACAGAUGCCUUCUGUUAUACACAGAAAUAAGAUGGUUAUCCAGAGGAAAAUCGCUACUGAGAGUAUUUGAAUUGCGAGAGCCAUUGCAAAGAUUUCUCUUAGAAAAGAAGUCACCGCUGGCAGCACAUUUCAGUGACAAGGUAUGGGUCACCAAACUGGCUUACCUGUGUGACAUAUUCAACCUGCUGAAUGAACUCAAUCUGUGCCUUCAGGGGAAAAUGACAACUGUUUUCAAGUUGGCUGACAAAGUAGCUGCCUUUAAAGCCAAACUGGAGUUAUGGGGACGACGCGUGAACAGAGGCAUUUUCGACAUGUUUCAGACAUUAGCGGGUAUUUUAGGCGAGACAGAGCCUGAAGAUUCAUUCUCCCAGUUGGUUCACGAUCACCUGUCUUUGCUUUUAAAAGAGUUCGAGCGCUACUUCCCAACCACAAAAGACCCACGAACUGGUAAGGAAUGGAUCCGCGACCCAUUUGCCAACAAAUCGGGUGAAUCUAGCUUGUCAAUGCAAGAAGAAGAUCAACUGUUGGAGAUUGCAAAUGACGGCGGCCUUAAGACUACGUUCGAAACAACAACUCUGCCGGUGUUCUGGAUUAAAGUCUUGGCAGAAUACCCCGAGAUUGCCACCACAGCACUUAAAUCCCUAUUGCCAUUUCCGACAACCUAUCUGUGUGAAGCGGGAUUUUCUGCAGUAACAGCAACCAAAACAAAGCAACGGAAUAAACUGGAGAUAAGCAACACACUUCGGGUGUCAUUGUCUCCGAUUACCCCCAGAUGGAGCCGUCUUAUUGCAAAGAAACAAGCUCAGGGUUCUCAUUGA
Molecule: messenger RNA, 1863 nt
Organism: Parasteatoda tepidariorum (common house spider)
Lineage: Eukaryota; Metazoa; Arthropoda; Arachnida; Araneae; Theridiidae
Product: SCAN domain-containing protein 3
Source: RefSeq, a predicted model, not a curated record